AUGCCUCCACGCUUCAAAUACGACUUGCAAGGCCUCGACCCGAAAGAGCAGCAAACAGAACGAAAAAGAAUAUGGCUCGCCCGACAGAUGCAGGAUCCUGAGAGUGCAGAAAGGAUCAGGGCGCUGAAUCGCGCCAGCAAACGAGCUCAGCGACAUCGCGAAAAAAUCUUUAAAACGUUUAAAGAAUCGGAGUCCCCUGAACAGGCUGCAGAACCUCCUCGAUUUCGCAGGAAAAGGCCGGAAACUACGUCUUCAGAAGUUCCUUCCAUCCAGCACUCCACCCCAGCAGCACGCACCGCAUCUAUCCACAACAGCCUCAUAGACCCUGUACUCAGGAGCCCCAUACGACCCCGUCACAUGGUAGACGCUAACGUCAUGACAGAUCCACCUCAAUGCAUUCCAGACACAACCCAUCCCCUAUCUCCUCCCAACCUAGACUUUAUAACUGGCAUCCUCGGCAUCGAGGUACCGCAACAAUCUGGAACGGUCACUUGGGCUGACGGGCGCAGGACUAUACUUCCGUGUGUCAUGAGUAACGGCAUCAAUAUAUGCGAGGACAACGAUGCCGCCAUGGUGCGGUUCCUCUCCGAGCUCCCUGAAUCGAAACCCUCCUCAAGCAACGUCGUUCACCUCAAACGCGAUGACUUAACCAGAGGACAAUUACAGCAAUCCGUCAGUGAGGCUCUUAGCCAUAACAAACCUGUUAUUAUCCGAGGCGGUGGUAGCAAUAGCGCCACUGCACUGGAUGCAGAAUACCUAGAGAAAAAUUUCGGGAUAUCGCCCCGGAUGCGUGUUACUAUACACGAUGUCGCCAAACGAGUAGAGGAUUUCACUUACCCUCACAAGCAAGGGACAAUACAACAAUUCCUGGACGACAUAAGCAACCCCUCCAAAAUCCAAUGCAUACUUGAUCUGCCUCUCUGCCAUGUAGGUCUCCCCACGGAGCUCCAGCUUCUAGACCACGGCCUCGUAUAUGGCUGGAACCAAACCACAGUUGAUUGUCCCGUUCGCAGUGGCAAGGUUCACCCAGACAACUUUACCACGAAGUCCUGGGCGUUACUUCACCAUGCAGGGUUCGUGUCCCACCCACAUCACGAUGCCGAUGGCGCCAUAACGUUUGUUCGGAUCGAAACGGGCAUCAAGUUCUGGGUAGUAUUCCGCACCAGAAACACACUCAGUCGAACAGCUCUUCAAAAGGCGCAGAUGUUGUUUGCCAACUUCGCCAAAAACCAGGAGGAGAUAAUUUUGACUUGGGAAGCAGAGGUCAUCACACUGUUGGACGGCGACAUACUUUUUCAACCCGCCGGUCAAGUUCAUGCGGUAUACACUCCUAAGAAAUCAUUCGUCACUGGCGGAAACUUGCAUAACUUCGGAUCCUUACAUCUUACCGAGAUAUCUCGCUACAUUGAUGCUCACAAGGCACAGUUCCUCACCAAUCAGGUGCAUGACAACGCUCUGGAGACAUUCCAGAGGAUGACGAUAGCUCUUCCACGGCUCUCACCCAGCUUCAAACUAUAUCAUAGGGCACUCAUCGGCCUCUGCCUGAUGGUGAUCAACCGCGACAAGUACAAGGCUUCGAACCACUAUCAGGGAUACAAAAUAGUCGAAUCAGAGAGCACGGAAAGAGCGGUCGCCAUCGCCACAGCGAUCACUUCUCACUUCUACAAGGAUAUAGCCAUGGCGCAGCGAUCCUACCGUUCUGGUGAUCAAAGCGACCCGGGUGAGUUAAUUUCGCAAGAGGAACUUGCGUCGUGUCUUCGACCAUUCACAUCCCUGACUACAUGA
Molecule: messenger RNA, 1785 nt
Organism: Suillus fuscotomentosus
Lineage: Eukaryota; Fungi; Basidiomycota; Agaricomycetes; Boletales; Suillaceae
Exons: 5
Coding region: 1-1785 (594 amino acids)
Source: RefSeq, a predicted model, not a curated record